Kockovaella imperatae is the source of this 1094-nucleotide messenger RNA. RefSeq lists its product as hypothetical. Lineage: Eukaryota; Fungi; Basidiomycota; Tremellomycetes; Tremellales; Cuniculitremaceae. The coding region runs from base 1 to 687 and encodes 228 amino acids. The record is from RefSeq and is a predicted model, not a curated record. The transcript has 7 exons.
AUGCUCGCUCGGUCACUCCUUCUCACUGCCCUCGCAGGGUCCUCCAUGGCUCAGCUAUUGGUCAACACCAUCUCUUCUUUGAUCGUCUGUCAGCCUGCUCUCAUCACAUGGAGUGGUGGUACGGCCCCGUACUUCUUGGCCGUCAUCCCCGGUGGUGACCCUUCCGGGAUUGCGCUCAAAAACUUCCCGCAGCAAUCUGGCACUCAACUCACGUGGGACGUCGAUAUUGCCGCGGGCACGAGCGUGACGAUCAAGAUCACCGACUCGAGCGGAGCGGUCAACUAUAAUUCUCAAGUCACUAUUCAGCCCGGAUCCACCACGGCAUGUAUCGGUCAAGACGACGCUUCGGGCGGAGCCGCUGCAGGUGCUGCCGCUGCCUCUGGAGCAAGUGGUGACUCGACUGUAUCAGGAACCAGCGCUGGAUCUGUUGUCGUCUCAAGUGCGGUCGCGUCUGGUUCGUCCGCUGCUGCUGCUUCUCGAUCAUCCGCGUCCGCUGCCAAUGCUGUUGCUGCUCAAUCUGCUUCUGGAAGCCGACCUGCAUCCGCCAGUACCUCGAGAACUCCUUCAAGUUCCAACUCGGCGGCGUCUGGAUCGACGACUAGUGGUGCUGCUCUCCCUCUCGCCAUAUCCAACAAGGCCACACCGCUCAUUGCCGUGAUCGGAGCCGUGGCUGCCAUGAUCGUCUAGGGCUAGGAACGGGCUCGGACCUGAUGUCAUUUAUAGAACAGUCGUGUCCAAUCUGUUCCAAUGUUCCAUUGUAGCCAAUCACUCCCGCAUGUACCUAUUCACCUCAUCCCUCUCGGUGCGACUCCGUGGAAAUGUCGGGAAAAGCCAAAACGCCGACGUGAAAUCUAUCUCAGGCGUAUAGAGUUCCGCUUUUCGCCCGCUAUGCGAUCUCUCACCCCCUUAGUGAGGGACAGUGAGUGGCUUGAGAAGGAUUUUUUGAUCACCCGCUGGAAUACUGGAGAAACACUAUUGCUGGCGUCAGAUUCUCUGGAUUGACAAGGUGCCAGCGGGACGGUUGUGGGCUGCUCGGGUACUGGUAAACCCACAAAAGGAUUUUCCCUCUGAAACUUGUCUCUCGUCGCCUCAAG